AUGAAUAAUAGAAAGAUUAUUGGUGAGUCUUCUCAUAAUGUUAUUGAAAGAGGAAAUACUAUAUUUAUUGAGAAUAGUAAUUUAAAAAAGUAUGAAAUUGUUAGAGAGGUUCAGGGAACAAAUAACUAUGACUUUCUUCAUACACCUUAUAGAAGUAGACCACCAGUUAGAAGAGUUUUUCAAAUUUUGGAAGCUGAUAUUAGUGAUAAUAGUGGUAAAGAUAUUUCUAAGUGUCUUAUUUGUGAUGCUCCUAGUAGUGGAUUCCAUUUUAAUGCCCCAUCAUGUUCAGCGUGUGCUGCAUAUUUUAGGAGAACUGUUACUUUAAAUCGUGUUUAUGUCUGUCAACAAAAUAAUAAUUGUAAAGUAUUUUACGCAUUAAGAGUUAUUUGUAAAGCAUGUAGGUACAAGAAAUGUUUAGAAGCUGGAAUGGACCGUAAUGCUGUUCAACCACGUCGUGAAUGUAAUUUUGGAAGAAGAAAAUUUGCGUAUAGAACAAAAAUUAUCGAAGCAACUGAUCAUAUGGAAAUUGAAAAGUUAGAAGAAGAGUUUAAUUCAAAUGAAAUUAGAGAAAGAAAUAUUAUUGAAGUUAAAAAUGAUAAUCAUGUAUUUCCUGUUUCUAAUUCAAAUAUAUAUUUAAUACCCCAAGAUAGUAUUUUAGAAGAAGAAAAUAAAGUUUAUAAUGAAGAUUCUCAAUAUUUUGGUAGUCAAACAACAAUAUCUUCAACAGUGCAUUGUUACAAUCCUUUUUAUAAAUUUGAUAAUAAUUGUGUAACUAAUGAUAAUUUAAAUCUUCAAAUCUGUUCAAACACUACACCUCCCAAAAAUCAACUUUAUAACACUGUUCCCGGUACCAUUAAUAAUUAUUUCAAUACCGGAUCUAUGAUAAAUCAAGAUACAUACUCAGUAAUACAAGAUCUAAUGGAAGAAGAAAAAAAAACAAGAGAAAGAAGGAGAAUACUUUUUUGUUCAAAACCAAAAUUUGAUGAACUUUUUAAAGAAAAAGAUGUUUUAAUAGCAUUUACAUCUGCUGACAUAAGACCAAUGAAAUUUUCAAGAAUUAGAAAAGAGUUAAGAUCAAUGGUUUUAAUAAUAUUUGAAUGGACGAGAUCAAGAACAUUUUGGAAAUAUUUAAAUGUUAAUGAUCAAAUGUGUCUCCUAAAAAGGACUGUCCUCCAUCAUACAAUACUUGAUCCAGCAUAUUUAACAGCAAAAAUUGGAUAUCCAUCAAAAUUUAUUAUGAGUAAUGGAAUGUAUGUCUCAAUAAAUCCUGAAAAAAAUAUUGAAGGAUGGGAAGAUGAACCUGAAAUUAAUAGUUCAAUGAAAAAAAGUUUAUAUGUUUCAUUGAUGAAUCAAGUUGUAGAUAGUCUAGUUCUUCCACUUAUGGAUCUUAAUAUAUCAUCAAUAGAAUUAAUAUUUUUAAAAGCUUUAGUUUCAUGGAAAAAUAGUGGAUUACAUGUUCUUAGUUCUGAGGCAACAUAUUUUCUUGGAAAAGAAACUGAAAAAAUUUGUAAAGAAUUAUAUAAACAUUAUCAGAUGCAAGGAAUGAAAGAGGAUGAAAUUUCUACAAGAAUGGGUAAUAUAUUUUUGUUAAUUGGUAAUAUUUAUACACUUGGAAUGCAUACAAUUGAAAGUCAUGUCAAAAUUUCUUUUUUUGAUUUAUGGGAAUUAGAUUCAAUGAUCCUCAGACUAUUCAAAGAUUAA
Molecule: messenger RNA, 1701 nt
Organism: Strongyloides ratti
Lineage: Eukaryota; Metazoa; Nematoda; Chromadorea; Rhabditida; Strongyloididae
Product: Nuclear hormone receptor, ligand-binding, core domain and Zinc finger, nuclear hormone receptor-type domain and Nuclear hormone receptor, ligand-binding domain and Zinc finger, NHR/GATA-type domain-containing protein
Exons: 5
Coding region: 1-1701 (566 amino acids)
Biological process (GO): regulation of DNA-templated transcription
Molecular function (GO): zinc ion binding; sequence-specific DNA binding; DNA-binding transcription factor activity
Source: RefSeq, a predicted model, not a curated record